AAGAUUAUAAGAACUGUUUUCUGUCAUAUGAAUAUAUGACAUAAUAUUAGUAUUAUGAUAACUAUUCAUAAUAUUUUUUUAAAUUAGUUUAGACCCUGAUAGAAUGAAUGUCAACAUGUUUCAUAUUCUCAUGGGAGCUAAUUGUCAUCCUAGGUCGUAAAGUAUUGUUGAGCAAAUAAAAAUAAUUUACGCUUCAAGAAAUUGGCAUAAUGUAUUUAAUUGUUCUUGUAAAACAUGUGCCCAUAUUUGGAAGCUCUUUAUUCUGUCCACUAUUUUGUGACUACGGCGAUGACGACGAUUCCGGUGGCGGUUCAUUCUUAGACGACAUACUAUCUAUUUUUGACAGUUCUGAGGAAACCAGCAAGCCAGAAGCUACUCCACAGUCGUCUGUAGCACCUAGCAAUGAUCAACCACAAGAAGUCAGCUUAUUAAUACCACCAUCAAACGGCAUGAACCUGACGGUGCAUUCUCUGGGCUCAUCGCUGUUGCUGUCCCUGUUCCCGUGGAUAGGAGAGAGCAGUGCAACCACCACUGCUGCAUCCACUACCGCCGCUUCUACCACACCAGCCGGGAAUGGAACUGCUGCUAAUGCAACGGCUGCUUAGUUAUCGUCAAUAAAUUGUUAUUAUUA
Messenger RNA from Plodia interpunctella (Indianmeal moth), 631 nucleotides. RefSeq lists its product as uncharacterized. The coding region runs from base 210 to 605 and encodes 131 amino acids. The record is from RefSeq and is a predicted model, not a curated record. Lineage: Eukaryota; Metazoa; Arthropoda; Insecta; Lepidoptera; Pyralidae. The transcript is spliced from 3 exons.